Capsella rubella is the source of this 2290-nucleotide messenger RNA. Its product is annotated as UPF0503 protein At3g09070, chloroplastic. Gene Ontology annotation, cellular component: plasma membrane. The transcript has a single exon. The record is from RefSeq and is a predicted model, not a curated record. Lineage: Eukaryota; Viridiplantae; Streptophyta; Magnoliopsida; Brassicales; Brassicaceae. The coding region runs from base 230 to 2086 and encodes 618 amino acids.
UUUAUUUUUAAAGUGACCCCUAAUCUUUUCUCUUUAUUCUAACUUCACUCCCCUUUCUUUUAUAAACUCCAUAAUCCACCCUCUUUAUUUUCUCUUUCCUCUGUCACUAUCCGUUAAGGAACCCAAACGGCUCUCUUCAGCUCACUCUCUCUCGAUCAAUCGACGUUUUUUUUACUUCUGAAGAAGCUCUUCUCUCAUCUACGUAUACCGAUAUGAGCCACGGGUGGUUAUGGUUAUGAAUAAUCCCGCAAACAACAACAACAACAACCCAGUUGCAGCGUCUGCGUCAGCCUUAGCUCUAGCUCCGCCGCCACAUCCGCCGCAGCCUCACCGUCCUUCUACUUCUUGUGAUCGUCACCCGGAUGAGCGUUUCACCGGAUUUUGCCCUUCUUGUCUCUUCGACCGUCUCUCUGGUCUAGACAUCACCACCGGAAAGAACAUCUCCAUCGCGUCUUCUUCAAGGAAACCGCCGUCGUCUUCCGCCGCUCUCAAGGCUAUCUUCAGACCCUCUUCCUCCUCCUCUGGUUUGUUGUUUCAGGAACUUCGGAGGACGAAGUCGUUCUCGGCGACAAAGGCCGAAGCUUUAACUUUGGGUGCGUUUGAGCCACAGAGAAGAUCCUGUGAUGUUAGGGUUAGGAACACUCUUUGGUCUCUGUUUCACGAAGACGUCGAGCAUAAUGAUUCUCAAACCAAAGAGGGUUUAAGUGAGAUUAAUCUCGAAAACAUCAAUUCCGUAAUAAAGUCGCCUCUUUUCGAGGACGAAACUGAAAUUGAAAUAGUUAAGGACAUUACUUGUGGGAAUCUGAAGGAACCCAGAAGCGUAAUCGACGAAAUCGUCGAAGAAGAAGAAGAAGAAGAAGAAAUUGAAGAAGAGGAGAUUGAGAAAGUGAAGGACUUUGAAAUGGAGUUUAAUCCUCAGACGACGAAGAAGCCAAACAGAGAUUUCAAAGAGAUUGCUGGGAGUUUCUGGUCAGCGGCGUCAGUGUUCAGCAAGAAACUGCAGAAAUGGCGACAAAGGCAGAAGCUUAAGAAGCAUAGAACCGGCAAUCUCGGUGCCGGAUCCGCCGCGUUACCGGUGGAGAAGUCAAUUGGGAGGCAGCUUAGAGAUACUCAGUCUGAAAUCGCUGAGUAUGGUUACGGGAGAAGAUCGUGUGAUACAGAUCCAAGGUUCUCAAUUGACGCCGGAAGAUUCUCGCUUGACGCCGGUAGGGUUUCGGUGGACGACCCUCGUUACUCGUUUGAUGAGCCACGUGCUUCUUGGGAUGGAUAUUUCAUCGGAAGAACGGGUGCUCCGCCGCGAAUGACUUCGAUGUUGUCUGUAGUUGAAGAUUCUCCGGUGAGGAAUCAUGUUCUCCGGUCAGAUACGCACAUCCCGGUGGAAAAGCCACCGCCUUCUCCAUCACUAGUACCAGGACAUGUAGUGGAUGAGAUUGUUCCUGGUGGAUCUGCACAGACCCGAGAGUACUACUUCGACUCAUCUUCACGACGGAGGAAGAGUCUUGAUCGUUGUAGCUCCACCAGGAAGUUAUCAGCCUCUGUUGUGGCUGAAAUAGAUGAAAUGAAACUGUCUGCUUCAAACGCCAAAGACUCGAUUUCACAUUCACUGAGAGACGAUUGCUCUGUUGAGAACUCUGAGAUGGGUGUCCGAGAAAAUGUAGGGACUAUGGAAUGCAACAAGAAGGGGACAAAGAAAUCUCGAUGGAGUUGGAACAUAUUCGGGCUGCUUCAUCGGAAAAAUGGGAACAAAUUCGAAGAACAAGAAGGAAGAAGUGGUGUGGAUAGAACGUUUUCAGGGUCGUGGAAUGUAGAAACGAGAAAAGGGUUUGAUCCGAAGAUGAUUAGGAGCAAUAGUAGUGUGAGUUGGAGAAGUUCCGGUACCAAUGGAGGAGGGUUUCAAAGGAAUAGUGUGGACGGAUAUGCUAGUGGGAAGAAGAAGGUUAGUAAGAUUGAGAAUGAAAUGUUCAAGUUUUACUUGACGCAGAGUAAAGGAAGGCGGCGAGGAAGCAGCAAUUCAACAGCAUCGACGAACCGACCUGUUCCGGCUUCUCAACCAUUUGGUAGUAGAAAUGUUAUGAACUUUUACUGACAGCAUUGUAAUGGACUCGAGUCAUUUUUUAGAUGUAGUUGGGAAUAAGUGUGGCGAAGUUGUAUUUGACAAAACAUGUUCAAAGAUUUUCAGUUUUCUUCAGUCUGAUACGUGUGUUGGGAUACAUAUAGUUGCUCAAUCAUCUUGGUAAUGGAUGUAUACAGAAGUUUCAGUUAAUAGUAUAAUAUGAUUGGAGUUUCAUGU